AUGGGUUAUACUAUUGGAAUAUUAAUUAUUGAUUUCAAUCCAAACAUCAAUCCAUUGGCAUCGGGUUCAAAUAGUAACCAGAGUGGCUAUAAUUGCUCAAAUAACAGUACAAACCCUACUGCCGAAAUAUUUUAUGGAGCAAAUACACCAUUGGCUAAUAAGUUGUUUUUCGGCUUCGCAAUUGUUUACGUCAUCUCAGCCUUUAUAAAUUGGUGGGCUCUUCAAGAUUUUUUAUGGUUAGAUGUCAUUAUGAUUCCUGAAUAUUUGAAUUUGGUUGAAGCUGUUUUAUAUCUGUGGAGUUCAAUAUGGUAUGUCAAACAAGUAUCAUUCAAUGAUUAUUAUACCAUGGGAGUGCAUAAAAUAGAAAUAACAGCAGCAUCGGUCGACAUAGUCGCAUCAUUUGGAUGGCUAAUGUCAUGGUAUCGUACGUAUACUAGAACCCUUGGUCGCGGUUUUACAUUAGAUGAUCCGGAUACCAUGGGUAAUUUGUGCACAACCACUGCUUCAUUUAUUUAUAUCACUUACAACAUUCAACUAAAUAUUCAUCCUGAAAAAUAUGGAUUAAACACCCUUUACACGAAAGGAGAUAUUUUUUACUUUAUCGGUGCAUGUUAUUUUUUAUUCGGUUGUUUACGUGACGAUAAUUGGUUUUGGUUUUUUCCACUUGCUGGACAAUAUGGGAUAGCAAGUGGAAAGUUAAAUGAUUCAGUAAACGUCCAAAAGCCGAUUCAACAAGGUUUAGAACCGUUGCUUAUCACAGAUGUGCUUUGUUGUCGAAAACGACAGAACAAUCUAUCGAAACAACAGAUUGUUGAAGAAAACAAAGCGUCCACGUAUGGCAAUCAUUUAAAUAAGACAUUUCAAAUGAACGAUACACUAAAAAUUGCAUCCCUUGGAAAAAAAAAAACACUUGAAUCUAAACCUGAGGUUCCAACGGGUGUUGGUGUGUUAUUGGACGCGCUCUAUAGAUCUAAAAUGGUCUCGGGCAAUUUCGGAGUGGUGGUAGGACGAUGUUAUGUCUCAUGGCAAGUUGAAUGUCCUUGUAUGGCCGAAUCACAUGAACAUAUGGAUAAUAAAGUCAAAGCUGAACAAAAAUUCCAAAAGUCUGGCGGGCAGUAUCAGACCUUAUGUCGUAUGUAUGGCGAUAAUUCGAAAAGUACUUAUCCUGUUACAGUAGUUGCACCAAAAGUUUUACAAGUGCCAAGCGAAUAUGUUGGUCCUUGGUCUUAUGAUAUUCAUUGGCAUGCGCCAUUAGACAAUUGCACAAGUUCAGAACUUGCUACUGCUUGUUGUUGUUAUCCAUGUUAUGUAUGCUCACUGAUGGAGAACGCGGGUGAAGCAUCUUACACCGGCUGUUUAUGUCCCAUAACACUUUGCGGAUUAAGAGUUAAAUUAAGAGCUGCACUUAGAAUUAAAGGUUCUUUGUUUAAAGAUUGCUUAGUAACAAGUUGCUGUUGUACGACAUCAUGUGCAGCAAUGCAAAUGCGACAUGAGCUCGAUUACAGACAAUUAAAUGUAAAUCACAAACAAGAUAAACACAGUUCAACAACUAAUUGA
Molecule: messenger RNA, 1557 nt
Organism: Didymodactylos carnosus
Lineage: Eukaryota; Metazoa; Rotifera; Eurotatoria; Philodinida; Philodinidae
Source: the annotation of a GenBank genome assembly